UUUCAGUUAAUAUCACACACAGAAAGAUACAGCAAAGCGUUUAACAUUUAUGAAGAUUCUCUGAAGAGAAUAUUCAUGUGAAAAAUAUUAAAGCAACAUUUACGACUUUUAUAUUUACAUUCGCAACUGCUUGAACGACGAAGGAAUCACAAAAUGGCAGAAAGCUCAAGAUACGGCUCAGCGGUCAGAGCAGGAUCCAGAGAUGGCUCACAGCAGAAUGCCAGCAACACCAGAAAAUUUGAUAUACUUAGUAAGGAGGAGGAGUACAAGAGAUUGAAUGAGGAGUUAGAGGCAAAGACAGCUAGCUUGGUGCAAGAAGCUGAACAAGUUAUGAGAGAGCAAGAAUCUGUCUUGGCCAAAUCUCGACUUCUGGACAACAUCAAUACAGAUGAUUUUUUGAAAAGUUUUGAUGAUGAUCUCACUGAGAAAAAUGAAGACACGCAUCACAAGGCACUUUCCAGACCUGCAUCCAAAGCAGGUCAGGCAAAUCAGACAGGCCCAAAAUCAGAAAAGAAAAAGUCAGCAUCCAGUAGAACUAAAAACAGGCCACGAUCUAAAACAUCAGGAGUGGAUGAUGUUGCUCUGGUGGAUGACACUUUCAUAACAGAAUUCAAAGACAACUCCUUGUAUCAUGAGGCUUUUGCAGACAUCGAGAACAAGAUGGAAAGUGGUGACAUGAAAAUUGUGGUAGAUGAUGAUAUCUUGCCACAAACAGCUCAAGAUAUGGGAAGUGAGGCCACCAUUCGAUUUCUGAAGGCCAAGGUCCGUGUCAUGCAAGAGGAGCUUGAUCGAUUAGCACAAGAAAAUAACAAAAAGGAAGAGGAAGCGAACCACCUCAAAGGAAAAAUGAAAGAGUUUGAAGAAGAGCGAGGCAGGUUUCACCGUACAAAUGCAGCCCUGCAAACACAAAUAGAAAAGUACAAAAAUCUUGCAGAGGAGGCACGCAGCAAAUCUGAAAGUCAGGAGUUGCAGCUUACGGCUCUUCGCAAAGAGCUUGAGCAGCACAAGCGAACACAGAAACAACAGCAGACUACUCAGUCUGCAAUGGAUGUACGGCUGAAUCGUGCACUUGAAGAGAUUGAGAAGUAUAAAGAGCAGCUGCAGAAAGCCAAAGCAACUUCAAAAGAUUCAUCAGAUGCAGAGAAGAAACGGACUGAGCAACUGUUUGCAGAGAACAAGCGGCUAGAAAAGCAGAAGAAUGAAUUAAUGGCUGGCUUCAAGAAACAAAUGAAACUGAUAGAUGUUCUUAAGCGACAGAAGAUGCACAUCGAAGCCGCUAAAAUGUUGCAAUUUUCAGAGGAGGAGUUUGUGAAGGCACUUGAAUGGGGAAGCUAGGCACUUUCAAAAUGAAACUUAAGUUCUGAAUUUGAGUUUCUAAGAAAACCUCAUCAAGGACACUUCCUCAUGUGAUUUGGUGUCAUCCACUCUAGCUCACUUGACAGCUUCAUCUUUCAGCAUCUUCUAAUAAAAAUAGUGUCCACUUUUCAAAUUUUCUAGCAUUGGCAAUCCUUUACUCAUUGUUUUCAUGGGAAUUCAACCAAAUGAUGCCAUCCCAGUCCUGAAGAAAAUUCCACAGAUCAUCAAACAUACAAAAUAUGUAUACAAUUACAAAACUGUUAUUUGAACACAAUAUAAACAUGUUAAACAUCUGUUACUAUUAUCAAAUCUUUAACAGGUCUGUCAUUUACGCAUUACUAAAAGAAAUUAUUUCAGAUUUAACGGGCACAGACACAAUAUGACUCGAUGUGCCAGUUGCAAAGUUCCCUUUACGAAAGUUCAUGAACAAACUUCAGAUAAAUGUUGUGGUCAGUUUUUUUUUUACUAUUAAAAUGUGGUUUUCAACAGACAAGUCAUUAAAAUAUUUUAAACAGAAGACUUAGCACAGCUGUUUACCUGUUUAUAAAUAAUUCAGUAAAAAUAUUUUUCUUAUUCUUUAGAUUUAUCAGCAUUUUUUAAAUCUAAAGUUUAAAAGGUCUUGUUAGAAAAUUAUGUGUUUUUUAAUGAUUUAUUUGUUUAACCUGUCCUAUCUGCAGCAGAGAAAAGAUGAAGAUUAAAAAAACUGUUAAAGAUCAAAGAUCAUUUAAUACACUGUCUUUUCCUUUUUCUAAAUCAAGCUAAUUUUACACAGAACAUUGACUUGUUCCAUUUACACUACAGUUUCUUACCCAACUCUUAGAAAGUUUUAAAACAUUUGAUUCUCGGCUUGACUUCUGGUAUUGGUUGCUGACAGAGGCAAGUUAAAAGUCAAUGAUGCAUCCAUCUGUGAAAAUUGCAUUAAAAUUGUUUCCAUA
Molecule: messenger RNA, 2291 nt
Organism: Pomacea canaliculata
Lineage: Eukaryota; Metazoa; Mollusca; Gastropoda; Architaenioglossa; Ampullariidae
Product: testis-expressed protein 9-like
Exons: 12
Coding region: 154-1335 (393 amino acids)
Source: RefSeq, a predicted model, not a curated record